AUGCAUCGGUCCUCCAACUACUCCUAUCAACACUCUACCAGAUCCUCGUCCUCCCACGGCACGAGUAGCGCCUUCAGUCCCAAUGCCAACCCCAAUGAAGACUGGACCAAGAUCUCUGAUCUGGCUGAAAGACGCCGCAUCCAGAAUCGCAUUGCCCAGCGCAACUACCGCAAGAAACUGAAGCGUCGUCUGGAGGAUCUAGAAAAGAGAGCCGGCUCCGCUUCCGAAUCUCCAGAGGCCACGCCAGAAGAGAAGCCGGACCCCGUCAAGACGGCGUCCAAGUCUCGCAAAGGCCACCAUCGGGCAUCCAAGUCGACCUCCGACGUGAACAGUCGCGGCGCAGGCGCGGACCGCUCCUCGCCCUACGACUGCUACGCCGCCCAGGACGACCGCAGCCAGAUGUUCACCAACCAGUAUACCAGACAGCUCUCGGCCUCGCCGCCCCCAGUCCUGUCCUACCCCUCCUACUCGCAUCUGGAUCCCUACGGCCAGCAGUCCUACGCCCCGCCCACGCCCGCCUACCACUCCGUCUCGGGCGGCGCCUACAACGACAUCUCCUACCAGGCUGGCGACUACGCCUCGCCGCUGCCGUCCAUGCUGCCUAUGCUCAUGUCCCCGGCCAAACGGCCGCCGUUGCCGCACCCUCACCACCCUCAUCACCACACUUACGCCGACGACGACAUCGUCAGCCCCUUCCACAUGAGCUACGCCUCCAUGGCCGGCAUCGAUCUGCCGCAGCAGAUCGCGGACGCCGCCGCGCUUCCGGUACGCGCUGCUCUUCCUCCUCCUCCUCCGCCGGGACAUCGCGUCCCAACCAAUGCGCCGUGCUAA
Messenger RNA from Aspergillus terreus NIH2624, 831 nucleotides. RefSeq names its product bZIP transcription factor. Bases 1 to 831 code for a protein of 276 amino acids. NCBI's taxonomy places the organism in Eukaryota, Fungi, Ascomycota, Eurotiomycetes, Eurotiales, Aspergillaceae. Gene Ontology annotation, molecular function: DNA-binding transcription factor activity. The transcript is spliced from 2 exons. The record is from RefSeq and is a predicted model, not a curated record. Gene Ontology annotation, biological process: regulation of DNA-templated transcription.